AUGUUACCACCUGUGAAGAAGGACCGGGUCAUUUCUCACCUUCCACAUUGUUUCAGUACAAAUGCAGCGCUGCACACCAAAGAUGGCUUCCACCCUCAGGUGAAGGCUGCCUGCCAGGUUCAGAGGACGGACUCAGUGAGCUUUAAUCUUGCCAAGGUCAUCGUAGUGGGAGAUGUUGCAGUUGGGAAAACGUGUCUGAUCAGCAGGUUUCGUAAGGGUGCGUUUGAUAAGAACUACAAAGCAACUAUAGGGGUGGAUUUUGAGAUGGAGCGCUUCGAGGUGCUCGGUGUUCCCUUCAGUCUACAGCUGUGGGACACAGCGGGUCAGGAGCGCUUUAAAUGCAUCGCUUCAACAUAUUACAGAGGAGCACAAGCCAUUAUAGUGGUGUUUGACUUGAGCAGUGUCAGCUCUUUAGCACAUGCCAGGCAGUGGCUGGAGGACGCCAUGAAGGAAAAUGACCCCUCCAGUGUUUUACUGUUCCUUGUCGGCACCAAGAAGGACCUUAGUUCUCCUGAACAGUUGUCUCAGAUUGAGCAGGAAGCCAUCAGACUCUCUGAGGAAAUCAAAGCCGAGUACUGGGCUGUGUCUGCCAAGUCAGGAGAUGGUGUCAUGAAUUUCUUCUUCCGUGUGGCCUCUCUGACUUUCGAGGCUAACGUGUUGUCUGAGCUCGAGAAAAGUGGUGCGAGAAACGACGGUGACAUUAUCAGACUCACAGACGGCACAGAGGCCGAUCGGACACCAACCAAGAGGAAAUCCAACUGCUGCUGAUCAGAAAAUGGCCGCCUGGAUACACUGUACUGAGCACACAGCAACACAUGACGGCACAGAGGAGGGGGAAAUCAGACUGAAAUAUGGACUCACCAUGCACACUGUGGAUAUAAUGAACAGACCGCCUUAUAUAAAGUGAUGAAAUAACUAAAACGUGUAUUUGUGUUGCUCUCAGAUGGCCUGAGAGGAGGUUGUAUAUAAUGAUUUCUAAGUUAAGACAACAAGAAGUCCUCUCAGGAAUGUUUGUACUGCUGGAUGGAGUUACACAUUUGAAAGCUUUGUAAUAUGCUUGUUGAAGAUUACUCUUCUUUUGUUUAACUGCACUUGCUUUUAUAAACACGUGUCUCCUUACCAGGCCACAUGUUUUUUGGAGAGAAUGUCAGUGCCAGACUCGAGUGCAUUUAUUUUGUUUCCUCGCCGUCAUGUGUCUGUGUUGCUAAUGUGAAGCCUGCGCCAGCACACAUGACCGCAGUCAUACCCACAACGCAUCUCUCUCCUCUGACAUAAGGGUUCUCAUGAUCUUGAAAAUGGAGGGAUUGUUUUCAUAAAUGCAAGCAAACAGGAAGUUGCAUCUGAAGAUAAUUGAUUUGCUCGCUCAGUUUUGUCAGACUGCAUUUGUUCUUAUCUGGAAACAGACAGUCUU
Molecule: messenger RNA, 1411 nt
Organism: Trematomus bernacchii (emerald rockcod)
Lineage: Eukaryota; Metazoa; Chordata; Actinopteri; Perciformes; Nototheniidae
Gene: rab34b
Product: RAB34, member RAS oncogene family b
Exons: 10
Coding region: 1-768 (255 amino acids)
Biological process (GO): endocytosis; phagosome-lysosome fusion
Molecular function (GO): GTPase activity; GTP binding
Source: RefSeq, a predicted model, not a curated record